This is a messenger RNA of Quercus lobata, 1830 nucleotides long. RefSeq names its product kinesin-like protein KIN-12F. Gene Ontology annotation, biological process: microtubule-based movement. The coding region runs from base 1 to 1830 and encodes 609 amino acids. Gene Ontology annotation, molecular function: microtubule binding; microtubule motor activity; ATP binding. NCBI's taxonomy places the organism in Eukaryota, Viridiplantae, Streptophyta, Magnoliopsida, Fagales, Fagaceae. The transcript is spliced from 9 exons. The record is from RefSeq and is a predicted model, not a curated record.
AUGCCAUGGGGAACCUCAUCUAAAUGUUUUAAUAGUUCAAAAACAAGCAGAAUCACCCUUGUUGAUCUAGCUGGACUUGAUAGAAAUAAAGUUGAUGAUGCGCGCAGACAAGGUGUGAAGGAAGGCAAACAUGUGAAGAAGUCCUUAUCACAACUUGGGCACUUGGUUAAUAUUCUAGCAAAGGCUGCUCAGUCUGGAAAUUUGGAAGAUAUUACAUAUAGAGGUUCCUGUUUAACACAUUUACUGCAAGAAUCACUUGGUGGCAAUUUAAAACUGACUGUUCUCUGUGCCAUCUCACCAGAAAACAAAAAUAGUGGUGAUACACUGAGAACUCUCAGAUUUGGACAACGAGUAAAAUUCAUUAGAAACGAGCCUGUAAUAAAUGAAAUCACAGAGGAUGAUGUUAAUGGUCUCAGUGAUCAAAUUCAUCAGUUGAAGGAGGAACUUAUAAGAGCAAAGUCUAGUAAAUCAGUAGGAAGUCAAAAUGGAUAUUUUCAAGGGCAUAAUGAUUCUGAUGAAGAGGUAAAUGUUGAUGAGGAUGAUGUAAGGGAGAUUCGUCAGCAUCUAGAUAAGUUGCAUAGCUCUUCUGAAGACAAUAUUAGAGACAAGCCUGUUAGUAGGGAUUCCAUCCAGUUUUAUUCAAUGGAGGAAAGUGGUGAGACAGACUUGAUGAGUGAAGUAAGUAUGACUGAAGAAGUCUAUAUGGAAGAACCUUGGAAUGAACUUCCUCAGAUGGCCAAUGGUUCUAUGGAAGACAAUUUUGUAAGUGCUGCUAACACCUUAACAGCUUCUGGUCCUGCAACCGGAAGGAGCAUUUCAAUUAGCUCAUGCUGUCAGUCCCCACUCCUCCAAGACCCACCAUUGUCUGAAUCUCCAAAAAUUGGAAAUAUACAAAGGAAAAGCAUGAAUAUAUCAUCAUCAAGUCAUUUAGUAAGUCAGAACAGUGUUUCAGAAAGUUCCAAGUUCAACUUGGAUGUUUUAAGACACUCACUUAAACAGAGUGAGCAGGUCCAUUCUUCUUUGCGGUCAAGCAAGACAUUUGCAGGCCCUGCUGAGACCUUGGCUGCUAGCCUUCACCGAGGCUUACAGAUUAUUGACUAUCACCAACGGAACUCUGCAUCAAAAAAAUCUUCAGCCAAUGCUUCUGUUCAGACACUACCAGAAGAGAGACCAUCUUCAAAUGGACCAUCUUCUUCUUUCCUUUGUACAUCUUGCCAACGAAGAAUAUCUGAGAAGGAUUCCAAUGAGGUUAAGGAUAGCUUGAAGACAUGGAUUGUACCUGUUGAUGAGGCAGAGAAUCCCACUCAAUUGACAGAUGAAGUGCCUCAAGAUGCAGGCAAUGCUAUGAUAAAAGGUCUUAAGCGAGAGGAGCUUGAAAACGUGUGUGUGGAGCAAGCUGCCAAAAUUGAGCAGUUGAAUCGACAGGUAGAGCAGUACAAACUGAUGGAAGAAGAACACAGUCAAGAAAUUAAUAAACUUCGCCUUGAGGCUUCAAAGAAUGAAAUAGUUCCGUUUAAGGAUUCCAAGAAUGAUGAUUAUCAUUCACAGAGGGGUGAAGACAAGCUUUUAAGGUACAAUUCUGUUGAAAAUUAUCAGCCGGAGAUUAUAAAGGAAAAAUGUAAAAUAAAGGAAGUUGUGGUAGCUGGGACUGGGAAUCAAUAUUUUGAUCUGAAUGAGAAGGAAGCACUUCUUAAGGAAAUUGAAAGUUUAAAAAGCAAGUUGCAGUCAUAUUCUGAUCCAUCUUCUAACAAGUCUAAUGAAAAAUUGAGAUCCUCUUGUUUCGCCAUCAUUCCAAUUACAAAAAAGUGGUGUAGAUCAACUCGGUUAUAG